AUGACAACCACUAGUGUUGCCAUGCAGUCCCCUCGGCCCGCGACCAAACUAAAUAAAACAACUUCAACAGAAUUACCGUCUAACAAGAGGAAAGCAUCCGACACAUUAAAAGAUGGUGUAACACACCGCCAGAAAAUUACUAGAGCCUGUGACUCAUGCAAAUUAAAGAAAACCAGGUGUACUGGUACUCUACCAUGCACAAGAUGUACACGACUGUCACUGUUGUGCAGAUACAACGCUGCAUACUCUCGAGGGCUACCACCAGACCCUCUCCCUGCAUCACCGAGUCCGAUUUUAACACCGACUGGGCGCCGUGCAUUUGAGAAUGUGGAUGUACGCACGUCCAGCCCUAAUCUUCAGCGCAAUGGUCGGGACUCGACUAUGACCGACGAUCUACUUUCAACCCAAACCCAAAAGCACCACCAGCACCAGCAUGUGGUAUCAUCGCGGAACUCGCCAGAGCCAGGGUCAACUGAUUUUGAGGGUAAUUACCUCGGUCCUUCAUCCGGUGUGUCAUUCAUCAAUCGCGUAUGGAGCCGUCUGCAUCAGGAUGAAACCACGCACUAUCCGAACGAACCCCAAAAUGAGUCCUCGCGGAAUACAGCUGUCUUCAUGUUUGGCGAUAAGCCUUACUCUAACUCGCAGGAGGCGGAGUUUACCCUCCCGUCUUUGGAAAAGGCGCUGGAGCUGGUGGGAAUUUACUUCGAUUACUCUAUGGUGACUUAUCGGUUUGUGCACAGGAGCAAUGUGGAAGAGUGGACUAGACAAGUUUACCAAAAUAACAUCAGCCUCUCCAAUCUCCCUGUGGGAAACAUGGUGGCUCGGACCGCUAUCGUUCUCAUGAUCAUUGCUGUGAGUACUUUGUACGUGGAAAUGAGGCCCGGGGGGAUGCCUAGUGGGCGGGGUGAAAGGCUAGAAAGUGAGCGCUGGUAUGCAGCCUCGAAAUACAUGUCUUCUCUCGAGUCAGGGCCGCCGCGGCUGGAAACAAUCCAGGCCCGGCUCGGCCAAUGCCUAUAUCUGCUGUCAUCGUCACGGGCCAACGAAUGCUGGUACUCAUUCGGCACGACAAUGCAGAUCGUGACCGCACUCGGAUUACACAGGAAGCAACCAGCAAAACUCUCGAAGAACGGGUGUUCUUAUCUAGAAUUGGAGCUUCGCAGGCGCAUCUUCUGGAGUGUAUACACUCUAGACAAAUAUCUAAGCAUUAUGUUCGGAAGGCCUCGACUGCUCCACGACGAGGAUAUCGACCAAGAACUACCGGAGGAGACGAACGACCAAGAUUUACUGGAAGAAGAUCCGACGCGAAGAACAGGAUCCACAGACAGUAUGAUGAUUGCUUCUGUUCUUCACUACCGACUUGGUCGUAUCCUGGGUGAUAUAUCCCGCCAAUUAUACAGCAUAAACACCCUCCCUCGAGACUCACCCCUCGAGACCGCAAUCCGCCUAACCUCAGAACUCGAAAAAUGGAAAGAAACCGUCCCACCCUUAUUCAACAGUGUACACCCAACUAGUUUAAUCCCGCCCCUCUGCCGCCAAAGCCAAGUCCUCCAACUCGCCUACUCGCACGCUAUGAUCCACGUCACUCGCUCAUUCCUCUUGAACGAUUUCACAGACCUCAGCCGUAGACCAACAGUCCCGCACCCGAUGGUCAGCUCAUAUGUCCAGAAAUGCAUACAGGCUGCCGAGGACAUCAUGACCAUAACCGAUGGUCUCGCACACCAAGGUGUGCUGAUCCAGUCAUUUUGGUUCACGCACUAUGUGUGUUUCUGUGCUGUUUUGGUCAUUUACAUCCAUACUAUCCAGCAGCACCGUAAGUCAUUGGGCGGAUCUAGCUCAGCCUCUGUCUCUUCGGCCGGAAGUCCCAAUGAUCCAGAUAAAUUGCGUCAGCUUUUUUCUCUCGCUGAAUCUUGUCAGCAACACCUUGCUGAAGCUACGCGCAAGAACUGUCCAAGUCGUCGCUACGGGAUUAUUCUGGAGGAAUUGAGACAGGAAGUUCAUCGGCAGAUUGGAUCCAAUGGGGUCUCUGUUGAAACCCAGGCUCAUUCUUCUAGUGUAAAUGAUACUUUAUAUGUCUCGGGGGAGAGUUCACAGAAUGCGGAUGUAAAAUCGGUUCUCUUUGACGCCCAGCCGGUUGAUUUUAUGAUACAGCCAGCUGAUUUGGGGGUGAAUACGGGAGACGAUGUAGGCUUCCUUGAGAGCCUCGAAGGAUCGAUAUGGUGGGCUCAACUUGACUCAUGGGCCUUGUCUAAUCUCCCUAAUGACCCAUCUACGUUUAGCUUAUAA
Molecule: messenger RNA, 2283 nt
Organism: Penicillium vulpinum
Lineage: Eukaryota; Fungi; Ascomycota; Eurotiomycetes; Eurotiales; Aspergillaceae
Product: Zn(II)2Cys6 transcription factor
Exons: 4
Coding region: 1-2283 (760 amino acids)
Biological process (GO): DNA-templated transcription; positive regulation of transcription by RNA polymerase II
Cellular component (GO): nucleus
Molecular function (GO): DNA-binding transcription factor activity, RNA polymerase II-specific; zinc ion binding; sequence-specific DNA binding
Source: RefSeq, a predicted model, not a curated record